Molecule: messenger RNA, 2062 nt
Organism: Erigeron canadensis
Lineage: Eukaryota; Viridiplantae; Streptophyta; Magnoliopsida; Asterales; Asteraceae
Product: probable inactive leucine-rich repeat receptor kinase XIAO
Exons: 1
Coding region: 160-1842 (560 amino acids)
Molecular function (GO): protein binding
Source: RefSeq, a predicted model, not a curated record
CUCAUCAUUAUGCCUUGUUGUUUAAGUGACCAAAUAUAUUUAAACCCCAUGUCUCUCUUUUGACACCCUUUCUUUACACUUUUGAUAUCACCUUUUAAAUCCCCAUAUUCCUUUCAAAUUUCAUUUUUUCAAAAAACCAACUUAAACCCACUUCACAAAAUGCAGAUUUCUACAUGGGUUUUCAAAAUCUUGAUCCUUUUUUUAGUUAAUUUUUCUAGGCUAUCACGAGCCCAGACGUGUUCCGAAGUUGAUAGAACCGCACUUCUUGGGUUUAAAGCAAGAAUCUUUAAGGAUACUACUGGUAUAAUGUCUUCAUGGAUUGGUAAAGAUUGUUGUAGUGGAGGUUGGGAAGGUGUUCAAUGUGAUAGUGUCACUGGGAGAGUGACACAACUUGUGUUACAAAGGCCAUCUGAUAAAGAUUUUGGUAUUUACAUGAAAGGAACUCUUUCUCCUACUUUAGGUGACUUGAAGUUCUUGGAGGUUUUGGUGAUUAGUGGGAUGAAGAGGCUAUCUGGAACGAUUCCAACGAGCUUUACGGGUCUUGUACGUCUUACUCAACUUGCUUUGGAAGAUAAUUCACUUGAAGGGACUAUCCCUUCAAGUUUAGGCCAACUACCUUUACUUCAAACACUCUCACUUAGUGGCAACCACUUAACUGGCCCAAUCCCUCCUACUUUAUUAAAGUUAAACAAGCUUUUCCAGCUGAAUUUAGCAAGAAAUUCGUUCUCGGGCCCCCUUCCAGCUGCUAUGGGAGGCUUGGCCCGUUUGCAGUAUCUUGAUUUGAGUUACAAUAAGUUAUCGGGCUCUAUUCCUGUCAGUUUGGGCCAACUCUCACAGUUAACACUUCUUGACAUUUCGAAUAACCAAUUAUCAGGUGCAAUACCUGAUUCAUUGUGCAACUUGUUGAAGCUUGUUGACCUGACAUUGAGCAACAAUCUGUUGACCGGUCAAGUGCCAUCACGAAUAGGGCGACUCAAAUCUCUAAAUACCCUUUCUUUAGGUUCCAACCGGCUCGUUGGUCAAAUCCCGGUGUCUAUAUCACAAUUACAGAACCUGUGGUACCUUAACUUAUCUAGAAAUGCACUUUCUGACCCUUCGCCUAGUUAUGCAUUAUCUAAAGGUAUCCCUUCUCUACUGUCCUUAGACUUAUCUUACAAUAAGUUCAAUUUCGGUACCAUUCCAAAAUGGAUUACAAGCAGAGAGUUGUCAGAUAUCAGAUUAGCUGGAUGUAAUCUCAAAGGGUUUUUACCAAUCUUUACGAAGCCAAAUUCACUCGUUUUUAUAGACCUUUCUGAUAAUCAUUUUUCAGGAGGCCUACCAGGUUACUUUCGGAAGAUGUCUAACUUACAAAAUGUCAAAUUGUCAAACAACCAACUUAAGGCCAAUCUAUCACAAAUCAUACUACCAAGCGGGCUAGCGUUACUAGACCUCCACUCAAAUCAACUUUCAGGGUCACUAUCAGGACUAUUGAGGUCUGCAAGCAGUUUCUUGGAGACCAUUGACUUGUCCAACAAUCAAAUCACGGGCAACAUUCCAAGUACCAUUUCAAAGCUUGCUAAACUCAAGAAGUUGGAUGUCUCAAGGAAUCAUAUAACGGGCACAAUACCGCCAAGUUUGGGAAAUCUAUCAAACUUAGGAUGGCUAGAUGUAUCAAUCAACUCAAUUGGAGGAAAAAUACCAACUAGUUUGUUGGUGGCUCAGCUAAGGCAUGCUAACUUCCGAGCAAACAAGCUAUGUGGAGAAAUUCCGCAAGGAAGACCGUUAAACAUCUUUCCUCCGGUUGCUUAUGCACACAAUCUUUGCUUGUGUGGAAAGCCCCUGCCACCUUGCAAGCAACCUUAAACGAUAUGGUGACUCGGGUUGGGCCAGUAGAAUGCUGACUCAUGAUAUACGUUACUGUUCAACAAGAAAGAUCAUGUUAUCUGUUUUGUUAUAAGUUUAUUGAUUUUAAGCAAUAGAAUAGAUGGUGUCAUAAUUCCUUGAGAGCAAUAAAUCAUGCUAAAGUUGUAGGCUUGCUUGUUGAACUCAAAAAGAAAUAUAAUCAAGAUCUCUUUGAGUACUA